UACGAUCAAAGGAAGUGUUAAUACAGGAAGGAUGGUGUGGAACUUACCAUACCCCGAAUUCCUCAAAAGAAGAGAAGAAGGAUGAUGCUUUCGAUGUGGGGGGCCUUUCGCUCCCGGCCACCGCUGCUCGGAGACGAGUUUACGCGUUCUGCUUUUGGCGGAGGAUGAGGAGGAUGACGCAAGCGACGGGUAGAAUCGGAGCUGAAACCUAUGGAAUUGUCUGCUUGCUCGGCAGAGGGGUUGACUCAGCCCAAAACUAUGAAGUUGAAUGGAAUGAUAGGAGACCGGGGGGUACUAGUACUCAUUGACAGCGGGGCCAGUCACAACUUUAUUAGCCGGAGAUUGGCGGAAGAGCUGAAGUUGUCCAUAGAAGACACACCUCCUUAUCAGGUGAGUUUGGGCGAUGGUCAGAGAAGGGAGACGAGAGGGUGUUGUGAGAAGGUAGAAAUUAUUCUGGCAGAGGCAGCAGUUGAGGAGAGACUCCAUUUAUUCGAACUGGGCGGUGUAGAUGUCAUCUUGGGGGUUGAAUGGCUAGCUAAACUAGGGGAGGUGAUGAUAAAUUGGAAAGAAAUGACCAUGGGGUAUAACCUGGAGGGUAAGAAGGUGAUGAUACAAGGUGACCCCGCUUUGCCCCGACAGUUGGUUGAACCUCAGGCUUUAUUAAAGUUGACAGAUGCUGAGUCAUGGGUGAUGGUUUGGGAUCGGGGCCAAGUGGAGAAAGAGGUGGACGGUGAGGGACCAGUUGACUUGACAGGUGAGCAGAAAGCAGAGGCAGUGCUGCAGGCGCACUACCGAGUAUUUCAGGAGGUGCAGGGCUUACCACCACCUCGUGAUACAAAGCAUCCUUACAGAAUAAAAUUUGAGACUUGGAAAUUGGGUUUGAUCGAGAGACAAAAAAUUAUGGUCAGAAGAGAUCUUGAGACUGGCGGUGGGAGAACCAAGAACAACAGAACAGAGGAAAACUACACUGCGCAUGAGUCUUCUAAUCUUUACGAAGCUGAUACCAAUUGGACAUCAUGGCUGGUUCCUAUGUUUGUGGUUGCUAAUAUUGUUGUUUUUCUUAUUUCCAUGUACAUCAACAAUUGUCCCAAGAAUAACCUCGGUCCCCAAGGUGGCUGCAUGGCCAAGUUCCUUGGAAGGUUCUCCUUCGAACUUAUGCAGGAGAAUCCGUUGCUUGGUCCUUCUUAUUCAACAUUGACCAAGAUGGGAGCCCUUCGGUGGGAUAAUGUUGAGAACGGGCAUCAAGGAUGGAGACUUGUCACUUGCAUUUGGUUACACGCUGGGAUUAUUCAUUUGCUUGCUAACAUGUUGAGUCUAGUAUUCAUUGCGAUUCGUCUGGAACAGCAAUUCGGGUUUGUGAGGAUUGGAGUUAUAUACCUGGUGACUAUCCAGGAUCAAUAUCCUGAGUUCAACCUUGUGGACAAGGUUGUUGAAGGAGAAAAGGGUAAUGUUAGGACAUAGGGUAUUUGGAUAUAAUGGGAAAGGGGAUUAGGAUAGGAGGCAGAGGAGUUGUAUAAAUAGUUGUUUGUUUAGUGGAGGGGGGACUUUUGGCAGUUAGGUUGUUGACAGGCUUUGUCCUGUGGAGGGGGUUAAGCCCUUUGUAUCUGUAGUUGCACAGACCAUUCUUUUGUGAAUAAUACUCAGUUUAAUUCUUUUUUCUCUAUUGUGUACCUGUUACGUGUGGUGUUUGGAGCGUUCUUGAUUAGGUUUCUCUUUCG
Molecule: messenger RNA, 1718 nt
Organism: Vigna umbellata (rice bean)
Lineage: Eukaryota; Viridiplantae; Streptophyta; Magnoliopsida; Fabales; Fabaceae
Source: RefSeq, a predicted model, not a curated record